UAAAUAUCGAAGUAUAUAAGACCGGAAAGGGUAGAAUGCAUUGGACAUGGUUUGAGCGAUGUCGACAAGCGAGCGCAACAUGACGACCACAUUACUUCCGACGAGACCGCUUCGCAUUGCCUUGGUCGGCCUCUCAUCCUCACCGACAGGCUACGGAUGGCUCAACCACUUCCACCUGCCCGCGAUCCAGAAGCGUCCCGGCGACUUCGAGAUUGUUGCGGUCCUCGGCUCUUCGCUUGGAAACGCUCAAAAGGCCAUCACGAAGCACAGCCUCCCCUCCACGGUCCGCGCGUAUGGCUCGCCCGAAGAUUUGCCUCGAGACGACGAGGUCGAAUUCUUGGUCGUCGGCGUCAAAGCGCCGCUGCACAGAGCCGUGCUCAUGCCAUCACUCCUUUCGAACAGACUGAAGGGCGUAUUCGUUGAAUGGCCCCUCGAUUGUUCAUCGGCCAGGACCGAAGAAAUCGUCCGCCUCGCACGGGCACAAGACCUCCGCACGGUUGUGGGCUUGCAAGGUCGCUUCUCGGCAAUCACGCAGCGGGUAUCUCAGCUCGUGCGCAGCGGUCGAUUGGGCAAGAUUCUCAGCACGACGGUCAUCGGCACGGUGCCCACAGGGGACGGGAAGUCUGAAAAGCGCGGUUCCCAGUACGCUCUUGACCCGGCCAAUGGGGCGACCAUGGUGGACAUCCACUUCGCGCACUUCGUCGAGUGUUUUACCUUCGCCCUGGGCGCGGAUGUCGCGACUGUUUCGGGACAAGUGAGGACGAUGCACCCCACGACGAAUAUCGUGGACGAUGUCACGGGGCAGAUCGUCGAGAAAGACGCACCGAAGAAGAGCCCGGACCAAGUCCUCGUCCAGGGGACGUUGAAACCAAAAUCGAGGUCGAACGCACCGCAAGCCAACCACGGAGGAGAAGGGGAAAAAGAAGACAGCAUCGUCUACAGCAUCCACAUGCGCGGCGGCAACAGCAUCUCCGGCGGCAUGACCUGGCUGAUCUACGGCAGGGAGGGCGAGAUGGAGAUCACCAGCCCGGCCCACAUGAUUCCGCACAUCAAUCUGCCCGUGCCGUGGAAGAUCCGCAUGAAGAUCGAAAACGACGACGAAGACGGCGACAAAGGCGUUGUGAGUGAAGAAAACGUCUCGGAGCAGGAGACGGGUCAGCCCGCGGUGGCGAGGCUCUGGGACGCUUUCGUGGGUGCUCAAGAAGGCACCUGGCCGGACUUUGACCAUGCGCUGAAAAUCCACCGCGUGGUUGAUGCUGUCUGGACGAGCAGCAGGGAUGGCAAGGUCGUCGAGUUGUUAUGAUGCUCGCCCCGUGUCUCAUGUCUCCGAGAAAAAAAGGGCGAACAGAACUGACUAAGUGGAUAGGUAUCUCUUCCAAAUCAUCGUGUACUCUAGAAUUGGGUCAUUUAAGGUAUCUGUUCACCGUCUAUAAUGUAUACCCG
Molecule: messenger RNA, 1443 nt
Organism: Cladophialophora immunda
Lineage: Eukaryota; Fungi; Ascomycota; Eurotiomycetes; Chaetothyriales; Herpotrichiellaceae
Exons: 1
Coding region: 59-1303 (414 amino acids)
Molecular function (GO): nucleotide binding
Source: RefSeq, a predicted model, not a curated record